GCAUGUCGCCACGUGGAUAACGGUGUCAUCCCUUUGAACGUUUCGGAGCGCAUGCUGUAUUUGUGACUACAAUCAGGACUUAAAUGAAGAAGCUUGUUUAAGCAUUACAUAGGAACACAGAGAAGGAUUAAACUGAUGCUCUUGUGUAAGCUUCAUAAUACUGCUGCUGAUUCUAACUAAACAUUAGUUACAGAGACAAGUGCUUUCGUGUUUGAGCAAAAGGAGCAACUUGGGUGGAUUUGGAUUUGUCAUCUCGGGUCCUUGGAGUGACAAAGGUUGGACCAAGCUUAACAUUUCGAGGAAAAAACUAAGGUAAUACAACGUCCAAUUAUUUCACGCUAGACAUUUGCGUACGAAAUCGUCGACACCAAAAUGUUCAAUCCCACAUGUACAACCAUCCAAAACAUUCUGAUCUGAUACUCCUAAGCAGGAAAAUCUACUAUCAGUAAGGGAAAUUGAUAAAAACUGACAUUGGGUCGAAAUCCCAGGACCAAAAUCAACAUUGUUGGCAUUUAGCAAACUCCACACAUUUCAUCAAUAUUCGGAAGGAAAACUGCGCGAAUGAACCAUUGAUCGGGAAUUACAACCACAGAGGACUAUUCGUACGAUUCCUCACUGCAGGCAGAAUAGCAGAUAAAAACCUCACUGUCUCCCGAACGGUAUCCAGCAGCCACGAAAACACUGCGAUCAGCCAUGCUGAGACGGAGCUAUAAAAAGCUUUGGGGUUCCCCCGAUCAUUUCGCCAUGGAAUAGCGCUCCGUUGGUAGUGACUUCGAAUGUUGGACAUAAUAUAUCCGUGUCGUAGUAUUUCAGUGUUAGAACCGUAUUUAGGUUUCCGUUAAGAUGGGACUUGGUGAAACAGUGGAUGGAAUAAGAAUGUGUAGCGUAAUGGAAUUAUUGUUGGUUCUAUUACUGACUGCUGGAUAUUCUCAAGGAAGCCACCAUUUCAGAAAGAACGGUCUGUCAUCACACGACGGUGUGUCAACCAUAGAGAAAUUUGACAAAUUUGAAGGAUAUUCAGAAACAGGGAUUUCUGAGGAUGAAAUGGAGCCCUUGGAGCCAACGUUUGAUGUUCCGAUAGUGAAUAUAUCUGUAGUCGCCUCACAAACAGCCCUUCUUCCCUGCUCCAUAGACCACUUGGGCAACUAUGUGGUUAUAUGGACAGACAAAAGCAUGCAGACACUGGCAAUGGGUGAAAAGCGUAUUGUAGAAGACCAAAGAAUCAGUGUUUUUAGACCAUUCCUAAAGGAAUGGAAUCUGCAAAUAAGAGAUAUCACAUAUGAGGACAGAGGAGAAUACAGGUGUACCAUUAAUACAUCCCCAGUAAAGAGCAAAAUUGUGAUUCUCAGGGUAAAAGUUGCACCGCAGAUCCUUGACGAUCUGUCCAGUGAUGACGUUACAGUUCGGGAAGGCGACACGGUACAACUCGUUUGUAAUGCUACAGGUAUUCCCCAACCCUCAAUCACAUGGUACAGAUUACCAAGUAAAGAGAGGGCAGGGGAGAAAGAACAAUGGGGUCAUUCUCAGCCUGCAUGCCACGCCACUAAAGGAAUCACUGGCAAGUCAGUAAGGUGGAAUCCUAAGAAAGACCGUAAAUAUAGAGGCAAUAAGGAAAAACAGAAGAUUGGCUUGAGCGGUGAAAUGAUCAUAAUCCACAAUGUCUCACGAUAUUGUGAUGAUUACUAUGAAUGUACUGCAAGUAACGGCGUGCAGCCGGACGUGGACAGGAGGAUGAAAGUAUCUGUACAUUUUCCACCAGAGGUUCGCCUGACUACGAAAAAACUAGGACAGGUGAAAGGAAAGGCAACCAUACUCGAAUGCAAAAUCACGGCCUUUCCUCACGCAAGAAGCUUUUGGAGCAAGGAUGGUAAAGAAAUAACGGGUACAUCGAAUAAAUACACCAUAGAAGCCUUUGAGGAAGGAACAAGAACAAUAUCGCUCAGCCUAACAAUAGAAGACCUCAAGAAGGAUGACUUUGGAAAGUAUACGUGUAUAGCAUCGAAUGGGUUGGGAAGUGAUGAAGGAACUAUGCUAUUACAUGAAUCUAUUCCACCAAAACCCAUAAAGCCGGAGGUAAAAACAACCGAGCCGUCAAGAAGCUGGGUUACAAAGACAUACAAUGAAGUAGACAACCAACAGUUUGGUACAGACAAGUUCAAUCCCAAUAUUAUAGCCAAAACUCCAGGCCCGCCAUAUAAUCAAGAAUCGGAGGAGAAUGAAAUCGACAAUAGGGUGAAUCCACUUCAUUCGGUGGACCAGGAGCAGUGGUGCCAUCUCAUUACCCGCCUGGCAGCUACAUGCCAGCCGGAUCGAGAAGUCGAGCAAACAGUGCAAGAUUAACGCUAAGCAGUGUGCUGGUUCUUCUAGUGACUCUUCUCUCAAUGCCUUUCAUCAUUUCUUGGCAAUUAUAACCUCAAUAUAGACAUCUGCAACACUAGUGUUGGUACGGAGAGUGAUUGGAACAGCUCUUUUAUUCCUACGUAUGCCAUUACAUUCAGCGUUCAGGGACAUGCCAGGACGGAGAUUCCAUGUCACUACUGAGACUUUACUGCUCUGCCAAAAAGCUGAAAGCUCCUUUUUAACAUGAAUACAUGGUCAACAUGUCGCAUUGACACUAAAAAUACUUCCGUAUUGUCAUCAUCAACAUAAAAAAUGGGUUCCCGGUGGGCAUGAUGGGGUUCCCUUGCUACUCUGAUCGACUCCGCCUCACUCUUAAGAACAGAUGGCAUGUUGUUGGAUUCGUUUAGCCUCAAUAGUAUCUCUAAAGAAAACUGCUAAAAGGAACCUACGAAUCAGCCCGAUUUUCAAAGUCCGCCGACGCAGUUACAAGUCUUUAAGUUUGAGACGUGCUUAGCAUUGGGUAUUGGUUACCAGGGUGCUUCCGACGAGCAUAACAUGUACGUACACUAGCGUAUUUUGCUAAUCUAUAAGGACGGUAUAUUUGAACUUUACAAAUAUCGACGUUACUACCAACAAACCCAAAUUGAGGAAUCGUCUUGUAUGUAUAUUUUUGUCUUUUCCUAAAGUUAUCGCAGCAGGUACUUCUUCACAAAAAAGACAAAACAUGUUCGUAAAACUCAACAAAGAGGAUAUAAACUAAGCAGAACUAAACGAUUGUUGAUGACACAAUCAGAAGCUUAGACCAAUGUAUUUGUCAUCGGAGUUUAGCCGAUGCUGUUUCGAAUUAUGUUUGCUGCAAAGGCACUUCUUGUUUUACAUGUAAUAACAAACACGGCGUGUAAUAUAUAACUGCCGUAGUCCCAUUUGCCUUUCCAUUUCAGUCAUUUACGGCGAAUGCAUUUUGCUUUGAUUAUGUUAGCCGCUAAUGUGAUUUUCACUGCACCAUUGAAAUAUGCAUACAAUCAGUUAAUAACAUCGGAAAGCAUUGUACACUUUUAGAGAGAGCGAAUUUAACAUCCGUUGAGCAUCAAGCGAGGUAAUACAUGUAGUGUCAAUUAGAGGCAAACAGGUCGUUCCUGCCAUUACUUUACCUUUUUUAGCUGAAGCAGACACUUUUCAACCUUUACUUCAAUGAACAUGUAUUACUGCCUAUCUCAAUUUGAGAUGGCCAUUAAUCCAUUAAGACAACUACUCCAAAACGAGGAACCCAUUUUUCUGGCACUUUAAAUCGAGGUAUGCAAACCAGCAUCUUAAGCCAAGAUGCUGACCACUCAGAUAAAGCUUUUUAAAACAUAUUCUAUGAUAUCAUAAUACAUGUAUAUCAUUGUUUUGCACACCAUUCUGGCGAGGUAUGAAGAGCAGUAUUGGUUUCCCAAUAUACCUGUAUAUAUAUUUUUCAAAUGUGUAUCAUAGUUCUUAGUGUGUUCAUGCAUGUCUUUAAGCAAAACGCAAGGAAAAACUAAGCCUUUUUGUUUUUGGUGAACAAUUGACAAAGCCGUGUUUCAAAAAGUUAUUUAUUGUUUUCCCGGAAGGCAACCUCAGGGAGUACCGCGGUAAUUGGUGCAAGGAGGGAGAUAACGAUUAUUGGUUAUUUAGCCAAACAACGAGAUACGAACCAAGAAAUACUGGAUCACUGCACUCACGGUAUCUACUUAGUUGCAAAUGGUUUUUAGAUGUAUUUCUGAGUUGCCUGGAUGACGGGAAAUCAUGUUCUCUAAAUGUUUCUACGUUACAAUCUGCUACUCCGAUUCACACAACACAGAUGAACACAUGUUAUAAGCGCAACAAAAACAACCGCAUUAUUUUCAUUGGAAAAAGCUUGAAACACAAGGUGUUUAGAUCGCACAACUGCAGAUACAACGUGGCCCAUCCUUUUUCGCGUGCUCCACAAGGUCAAUGUAAACCCUGCACCCCUCCACUCCGCAAAUCACAGAUCACCAUUUAUUUAAUUUCUCAGGAGCGUAAUUAUUGUUACAUUGAUUGUAAGUAAAAGCACACACUUGAGUGUUGCAACUUACGUCAGAUAUCAACACUUAUUUAGGAUCUGACUUUGACCUAACGUACAUUGUAAAUUUGUUCUCAAUGUUACAUGAACGUACCAGGACUUCCCGAUAUUGGUGUAUUUUUAAGGAUGGCUACUCAAAAUAGUGCACGCAUUGAUCCCAAAUGAGUUGUGAAACAGCGCCAACAUUUCUUCUGUCUUUAUAAAAAUCUAAUUUGAACGUUAAUUUUGAACAGAAAUCACACAUGUUCGCCUUAUCAAAUGUCUUCAGUGUUUCCUUGUGAUAAAAUGUUAUCAAUAUAAUGCAUUAAUGUGUUACCUCAAUACACCCAUUAUAGCGGGUUUCUAAGUAAUUUGAACUGUCUAGGUUAUUGAGACCAGUGACCGUCAGACUCUGCCCCCUUUGGUAGGUAGAAAGGAGACGUACAAUUUGACGUUGUGAAUGAUCAUUUUAGAUCGACCAAAAGCGGCAUAUGAGUCUGAACAUUUGGGUGAAAAACGGAAUAUCUUUUGUUCGUAAGGAUUCACAGCCGGACUAUUGACAAUUUAAGCGUUUGUUAUUUCUUCAUUACGAUACCAUUAUAACGAAUAUGACAAUGUAUGUUUGUAAAUAAAUGUACUCUAUGUACUUAUAUUACACGGUGUUGGGAUGGGCGGCGUCUACGGACACAAGGGGCCUUCUUUGUCCGGCAUUUGUGUGACUUUUAUAAAAAACAUAUAAUAUUGUAAAUAAAUUGUGAAUAUGAUCGUCAGGUAUACUGAACGUCGCUUUUUGAGAAUGCAAAUUGCGAUAUGAUGGUGUGAAAGCAUGAAUAAUACGCCAUCGUUUAGCAUGUACAAUUUCGUUAUUUUUUUUGUUUUGGUGUACGGUGUAUCUGUGGCAUUGUCAGUUCUCAUUACCAUUAACCAGGUAGAAACUUCAGUUGCUGAGAAUCGCAACCAAACAGGCAGUUUUUAUUAUGGUUAGAAAAACAUUGAAGCUGUGUAUGCGCGUAAUUUUUCAAAGAACUUCGGAGAACGUUUUGCAAAUAUGUAUUAGAAGGUGAUUACAAUCUAGACCUACACGUAUAAAAAUGCAGAAAAAAAGGUGCAGCAUUUUAACAAAUUCUAUAUCCGUGAGUGAAUACACUUGAACCUUUUAAUUUUGAAUGUAUAUGACAGCAUACAUGUACAUGUACAGUUCAUUCUAUGUGUUCUGUUUAUGUUGAACAUUGUUGAAAAUGUAUAUUUUGAACCUGCUUCUGUAAGAAUAUCAGAUUAAACAGUUAGUAAAAUAUUUGAAGAGUUGAUGGGUGUAUUUAUUUGAUAAUGUUUCUUGGACUGAAGUAAUGAUAACAAAAUGAAAGCCAUUUAAUCAGGCUGUGAGUAUUUGUUGCAACAAAUCGCACCACAUACACGAAAAGGUGAAAUUAUUCAGUAGCUCUGUCAGAUACGGGUAUCAUAUGGCUAAAAAGAGAUUGAACUCGCACGAUAAAGGGCUUGGCAUACAUACUGUAGAAAUAUGCAGUAUGUACCUUCUGUACUUUUAUAUAUUUUAAGUAGUCUUCUUUAAACCAUGACAAAUCCGUUCUACAGCCGUUUCGGUUAUUUCAGUACUUAGGGUCCUUAGAUUCCGGUCUGAAAUCGGUGAAACUAGAGUAUACACCUGUUUGGUGCAGGACUUGCAUUGUGAUUCCGAUGUAUGAACUUUGCUAAUUAAACAUCUCAUCCAUUGAAAUGUUGCAAUUGACAAACCAGUUCUAUUACUAACCUGAACAUGUUCUUAGUUUUCCAAUUUCAAAAUUGCAAAUAAAUUGUGGUGACGCGUUGAAGCCGGUUGAGGCGCGUCUACGUUUAAACAUGUAACAUAGGCAUUUUGUACAGGCGCACCAAAACCGGCUUAAACGCACUAGACACGUUUUGAUAAAAUCUAAAAUGUGUUGAUGAACUACAAAAAAAUAUCGAACAAACGUGUUGUUAAGACUUCAUUUAUAGAUGUUACAUUUAAUGUUUUCUAGAAUGAUUCUUGCUUCCAUACUCUACAAAUAGGUAUUCCGAGAUGGGGCUUAAAUUGAUAAGCAUAUGUUCAUUGGAAAAUGGUAUUUUCAGAAGCAACACUGCAAGUUAAAGAAAUUUAAACAUGGACUCUGCAAUAUUAUGAGGUCUAUGGUUCUCUAAAAAUUAUAGAAAUUUGCCGAUAUUCGGUAGUGAGCAAAACAUAGACCUUACAAGGAUCUUACCGCCGGCAUUUGUUAUACUCAGUUUGAUAUAGUGAUAAUGCCCCCGGUAAAGCUACUUGUGUCUAGUCAAAUCGUAGUUAUCAAGGUCCAUUCGGAGACGAUCGAGACACUCAACACAGUGUAUACCAUGUAUACAGUAUUUCAAGGGAGCGACGGAAUGUGUAUAUAUUGCAAAGUUAUCUAUGAAAUGAACACCCAGCGUAUAUUUGCUAUGACCAUAUUACAGAAACACUAUUAUGCAUGAUUUCUUUCGACCAGAAAACUAGAUAUACCGUGCUGGUUAUGAAAACUGGGUUGUCAGAGAAGUUACAUUGCUUGAUGCUGUGUUGGAUAAUGCAAGCAUGAACUGAAAAUGCAAUAUGAAACGCGGGGCAGACACACUGAUUCCCAGUGUUUUGCAGCAAUUCAUACUGCAGUUUCUGCAAAGGGAUGUCAGAGGAUAGGGCCAGUCAUCUUUUGGUUGUAACGUCUCGUGUUGAUGCUACCAUUACUAUCGAAUAUUGAACAGCUUAAUGAUACUAACAAUUGUCUUUGUGUAGUGAUAUGUCAUUUUUCGUUUAGACUAGGAGCAUUGUGUAGGUGCUGUACAACAUUAUUUGUAAAAACCAUACAUUUUAUACAAUCUAAACCAAUAUAGUGAAGCAAAAUGUACUCAUUGUCACAUGUAAUUAUGCACUUCAUUGUCAACAUGGCAUCUAGUGUUAGCUUUGGUUUAAGUAAAUGUAAUUCUCAUAAAAGGAAAGCAGGUAGGGUUCAUCUGAGCAAUCAAUUUUAGAUGAUUCAAGGCCAGGUUUAUACAGAGGUACAUAGUAUACGAUCACGCCGGAGAACAAAGGUGUCAUGGUCAUGAACCCUUUGUGAAGCCUUUGUUCACGGGUAUAUCCGCGUACAAUGAAGCUCUUGUAAGCCUGGCAUUAACCCUUCAAAUUGGUAAAUGAGAUCAUCAGGCUAAUUCAAAAGAUAACAAUAACAACAUUUCCUCUUAUUACGACUGAAAGAGAAGAGUAGUUAGCGCUUGUGUAAACUUGACGUUCUCUUACACUCUCUUUUAGUUUGAACAAUACGUUACUUUUCGAUGAUCAAUCGUAUCAACUUGAUUUAAGCUUUCAUAGCUCACACGGCAACUUGGUUAGAUUUAAUGUCAUAAGAAGACUAAAAAACAAUUAUCAACCAAUUAUACGUCAAUGUACUUCUUACAGUCUCUUAACAGAAUGGUGAAAGGGUCAUAAUGACAAUGAAUGUCACCUGUCAUUGCAACUUAUUGUGGUACCUUCAAUGAGAAGGUGAUCGCACCACGAGAUGCCAUACUUAUUGCCGCUCAUGAUAGGUCUCCAAGUUGGUACUUUGCAAUGACACUUGUUCCAACGAAGGUGUUAUCUAUUUACGUUUUAUAGAGCUACACGUAUAUAUAUUUUGGCACCAUGGGAUAAUAUAUAAUAUUUGACGCAGUCCAUAAGUAUAAGCUUUAUUGCAAAAUGAAUGUGGAUUGUGGUAGAUUCUGCGCGCGGAACUUCAGUUGAUUAUGUCAUGAAAUGGGUUGAGAUUGUUGAAAAGAAGUUACAAGAACACAGAGAUUUUAAGCUGAAUUUCAUGACAAGUUCGGCCAAGUUCAAGGGUUUUUAAACUGUUACAGUCGCCUUGCAUGUAUGUGUAAUUUUGUGUCACACGAUGUUUUGAUCAACAACAAAUAUAUAUGAUUCAUCUUCGUUUAUACAAA
This is a messenger RNA of Lineus longissimus, 8338 nucleotides long. Its product is annotated as protein CEPU-1-like. Bases 844 to 2340 code for a protein of 498 amino acids. The record is from RefSeq and is a predicted model, not a curated record. The transcript has 10 exons. Gene Ontology annotation, cellular component: neuron projection. Lineage: Eukaryota; Metazoa; Nemertea; Pilidiophora; Heteronemertea; Lineidae.